Molecule: messenger RNA, 3597 nt
Organism: Cuscuta campestris
Lineage: Eukaryota; Viridiplantae; Streptophyta; Magnoliopsida; Solanales; Convolvulaceae
Source: the annotation of a GenBank genome assembly
CAUUUUCUUUCUCUUCCUCCUCCGCGUAGAUUCACGCUCUCCGCACCCAAUACGCGCAUCUCUGUGUUCUUACAUCUGGGCUUCUCUCUUUCUCCUCUCUUGGAGCUUUGGGCUGGUUCCAAGAACCCUAGAAAUCUCACUUCUAGAGAAAAAGAUUGUGUUUUUUUGAAAAAUUAUAAAAAAGAUUGCUGGGUGAGAUUCGCUAGAAUGUUCGCUUGUUCUGGGCUACAUAUUCGUGGGUUCAGGCGCUGUUAGCUCUCUGGGUUUCUUUGUUUGUGUUGUCAUCAUGAUGAUGAGAUCCGACGGGAAGGAUAUGAAAGCCUUGGCCGGCUCUUCCGGCGCCGUCUCCGGUGGUGGUGCACUGUUUGAUUCAUCUCAGUACGCGUUUUUUGGGAGAGAUACCCUCCAUGAAUUUGAAUUAGGGGGUUUGGAGGAGGAAGAAGACAAUAGUAAUAUGCCUGCUUAUGAUGUUGGAAUUGGUUGCCGGCUGGGUGAUGAUACAAUACCAGAGUAUCAUUUGUUUGAGAAAGAUGAGGGAUCAACAUUAGGUUCAUUAUCGGAUUUAGAUGACCUUGCCACAACUUUUUCAAAGUUGAACAGAGUUGUCACGGGUCCAAAACAUCCUGGAGUCAUUGGUGAUCGUGGAUCAGGAUCUUUUUCUAGGGAAAGUUCAUCUGUAGCAGAAUGGGCAAAAGAUGCAGAGUUUCAUAACUGGCCAGAUCAGCAUUUAUCCGACACUGAAUGUUACCAGGAAAACAAAAGAUGGUCUUCCCAGCCACACCUCUCUUCUUUGCAUUUUGCAGAGUCUAAGCCACUGCACAGAACAUCUUCAUAUCCUCACCCACCACAACUUCAGCCUCUACAGCACCGCUCCAGUGAACCUAUUUUGGUACCAAAAUCAUCUUUCACUUCCUUUACCGAUGGCAGAUCUGAGCAGGCUUCGCCACACACUCUUCCCCAUCACUACGAUCUUUCAUCGCUUGGUGGGCCACACUCAUCUUUCUCUUCUUCAAACCUGUCAAGUUCAAACAUACAUUUUCCGGGACUGUCCCCCAGGCUCCACCGUAGUGUAAACUUACCACAACUAACCUCUUCCGGAUCCUCUCUAAAUAAUAACAUCCUGCAAAACCAUUGGGCCAAUCAUCCAAACAUCUUGCAUGGGGAUUACCCUAAUCACUUGAACAAUGUCUUGCCACAUCAGUUCCCACAUCAAAAUGGAUUGUUACUAUCCCAUCAGAUGAUGUCUCCCCAACAGCAAAGAAUGCAUCUUUCUGUCCAACCUUCUUUAGCCCAUUUUUCUGCACUACGGUCCCAAGUGUAUAGUUCUUUCCCUGCACCAGGUCAUCUUGGUAAAUACAGACCGCCUGAUGCACGAGAUUCUAGACCAAACAGUAAUAAAUCACAUAAAAGUAAAAGUGUGCGGUUUUCUCAACAGGGUUCUGAUGCAUCUAGCCAGAAGACCGAAAGUAAAGCCUCACAGUUUCGUUCAAAGUACAUGACCGGUGAAGAAAUAGAAAGUGUUCUCAAAAUGCAGCACACUGCAAACCAUUGCAAUGAUCCCUAUGUGGAUGAUUAUUACCACCAAGCUUGUAUUGCAAAGAAAGCUGCUGAGUCUAGGACGAAACAUCGGUUCUGUCCAAACAAGGAACAGCAACCUUCGCGGUCACGUAAUAGCACUGAAUCAUUGCCUCAUCUCCAUGUUGAUGCUCAGGGACGCGUUUCCUUCUCUUCCAUACGUAGGCCCCAUACGCUUCUUGAAGUCCACCCUCCGGGCUUUGCUUCUACUGAUGGGGGAGGUGAUCGGAAGACAUCCGACACUCCUUUAGAGAAAGAACCUAUGCUUGCUGCUAGAAUCACUAUAGAAGAUGGCUUCCAUCUCCUCAUUGAGGUGGAUGACAUUGACCGGCUUCUUCAGUUUGGUCAGCCCCAAGACAGUGGGGCACAGCUCAGACGGAAACGACAGAUGCUGUUAGAAGGCAUGGCAGCUUCACUUCAACUCGUGGACCCACUUGGGAAGACCAGCAGCCCCAUUGGGCUGAACCCCAAGGACGAUGUUGUCUUUUUAUGGUUGGUGUCAAUUCCUAAAGGCAAGAAGCUCAUUUCAAGGUACCUUAAGCUCCUUAUUCCGGGUGGGGAGCUUGCUAGAAUAGUAUGCAUGGCAAUCUUUCGCCAUUUGAGGUUUUUAUUCGGCGGGCUUCCCUCCGAGCAAGGAGCAUCUGAGGCUAUUUCUAAUCUUGCGAAAGCGGUUUCAAAAUCUGUGAGUGGGAUGGAUCUAAAUUCGCUAAGUGCUUGUUUGGCUGCUGUAGUUUGUUCCUCAGAGCAGCCACCUCUUCGCCCACUUGGCAGCCCUUCUGGAGAUGGAGCCUCUGUCAUCUUGACAUCAGUCUUAGACAGGGCAACUCACCUUUUAACAGAUCCUCAGGCCUCCACCAAUAACUAUAGCAUGCCUAACCCAGCACUAUGGCAGGCAUCCUUUGAUGCCUUUUUUGGCCUUCUCACAAAGUAUUGUGUUAGUAAAUAUGACAGCAUAAGGCAGUCUAUUGCACAGUCCCAAACAAGCCCAGAGGGCAUGAUUGGUCCAGAGGCUGCAAGGGCAGUUAGUAGAGAAAUGCCUGUCGAACUUCUACGAUCUAGCCUUCCACACACGAAUGAGAAUCAAAGGAAGCUUCUGACGAAUUUUGCUCAGCGUUCCACGCCUGUUACAGGAUUCAACGUUCAUGCUGGUAACGGUGGACAAGCAAACCUAGAAUCUGUGAGCUGUUAGUAAAAUAUUUCACUUCUGGUCCACAACUGUUGGGUCAUUCUCUUUUUCAGCCACCCGCUUUCGUUUUUUUCACUUUCGGUGCACCACUAUGAAUUUCUUGUCAACAGUUUCCUGUUGAUUUCACAUAAUACGUGAGUUGACGGGACCAGAAGUGGCAAUAAACUCAUAGUCAUGCCCCAAGAGUAAAAAAAAUGUAAACUUGGGACCAAAAGGUGGGAGUGAUGUAAUAUUUGAGGGACAAGAAAUCUUAAUUGCUCAUCGCCAUUCUGAUCUGCUAUUGCUGAAGAAAGGGGGUAUGCAUAAUUGGCAUCUUUUUAAUGCCAGAGACUCAAUCUUCUNCCCCCCCCCCCAAAAAAAAAAAAAACUGUCAUUUCCCAGCUUGUUGUUUUAGGUUAGAAAAAAUAGUACUUGGUAUUGUGUCGAAACGUGACAAGAUGUGUCACCCAAUCUUCUUUCCUCAUAAGAGCUUUAUUUUUAUGCUCUUGUUGUAAACAUGGAUCAUAUAUAUGCUUCAUGGUUAGAAUGUACAGGUCUAGCCAUGGAGGGGGAAGUGCACUUUGUUGCAGAAGAACAUGCUUUUUAAGUUCUUCAGAUGCCCUGUGAGGAGGACUCUCUCUAGGCUGGUAACUCUCUUCAGGACAAAGUUGUAAAACUUGAUAUUUAUUUACAUGUGUUGUAAAAUUGCCAAUUGGAUCCAAGUGAUGCUUCUUGUUGAUUUGGCAUCUUCAACCUUUACUCCCAAUCUUCCAUUCCCAAUUUCUUUAGCAUAUUUAUGUGGUUAAUAUUGUUUCUUCUCCCUUCUCCAUAAUAAUGCAUAAACUCAACACCAUGGA